This is a messenger RNA of Micropterus salmoides (largemouth bass), 1739 nucleotides long. RefSeq names its product eukaryotic translation initiation factor 5A (gene eif5a). The record is from RefSeq and is a predicted model, not a curated record. Gene Ontology annotation, biological process: positive regulation of translational elongation; positive regulation of translational termination. NCBI's taxonomy places the organism in Eukaryota, Metazoa, Chordata, Actinopteri, Centrarchiformes, Centrarchidae. The transcript is spliced from 5 exons. Bases 120 to 590 code for a protein of 156 amino acids. Gene Ontology annotation, molecular function: translation elongation factor activity; ribosome binding; RNA binding.
CCGACCGGAAGCCAUAAGGGCCCCCUCCCUUCCUCCUCUACGGAUGCCGCAGUAAAGUUGGCCGCGCCUGCGCACUUUCGGUCCUCUUUUUCUUGGAAGUGCCCCUGACCCAUCGCACCAUGGCAGAUCCCGAUCUUGACUUCCAGACUGGCGAGUCUGGCGCCUCCGCCACCUACCCCAUGCAGUGCUCUGCUCUGCGUAAGAACGGCUAUGUGGUGCUGAAGGGACGUCCAUGCAAAAUUGUGGAGAUGUCCACCUCCAAGACCGGCAAGCACGGACAUGCCAAGGUUAACCUGGUUGGCAUCGACAUCUUCACCAACAAGAAGCAUGAAGAUAUGUGCCCCUCCACCCACAACAUGGAUGUCCCUUCCAUCAAGAGGAUAGACUACCAGUUGGUUAACAUCAAUGAAGGCUACAUGUCCUUGAUGAGCGACAACGGAGACAUCAGGGAGGACCUGCGUGUCCCCGAAAGCGAGGUCGGCAAGGAAAUCGAGUCAAAGUUUGAAGCCGGUGAUGAGUUCAUGGUCACUGUGAUUUCUGCCAUGGGGGAGGAAUGUGCUGUCGCUACCAAGGUGUUGGCCAACAAAUAGGGAGACGGACUUUGCUGCCCAGGCAACAAGCACCACCCACAACCAGUCUCUUGCAUUCUCAUUGGUUCUGUCACCAAAGCGUCGGCCUUCACAGACAACCUCAAACAUUCUGUUGUGAUUUCUCUCAUUGAUCCUUUUUUUUUUUUUUUUUUUUUUUCUCCCCUUUUCGUUUCUCUUUUCCAUUUGCUGUUGGGGAAAGGUCCGCUGCAGCUCUCGCUGCGUGGUCCUCUGCCCGAUCGCUGAGGUUUUGUUUGGCAACAGUCUACUUUAUAUAUAAAAUAACUUCAAAAAUAAUGAUCGGUUGCUCAUUCCUGCGUAUUUUUGCCUUCAAAGUGUUAGUUUUGCCACUCACAUUCCUGAAUGUUUAAAUAACAACGGGAUUCAGCUUUUGUAUGAUUAUUUUUUUUUUAUAUUCUUGAAUAUAGCAGGUCUAAAGCCUUUUAGAGGGAAGGGAAGGGGAGGGGGGGCAGUUUUUGAGUUGUUAAAGCAGAGGGGAGGGAGGGUUGCCCCUGUAGAUAACUAAAUUCUGAUUUAGGUCGUCCCUCUAGCAGCCAUACAGCUUUCCACUAAGGCCUUUGCUCGGUUUCCCGAGGGGACUGACGAGGUCCACUUUCUCCUAAUUCGCUGGGAUUGGUGGUGGCGGCUAGCGCUUAAGAGCACUUGAAGUCCCAGCAUGUCAAAGCUCUAAACCCAAGAAAAGAGAAGUGUUUUUUUUGUUUGUCCCCCCCCCCACCACCACCACCUUUCUCCCCCCCCCCCCAAGAAGAACAGAAACAAACUUCAGUGAUUUACCCUUGUGGUGCCAGUCUCUUGUCUGUGUAGAAAUUUGAGGGAGCGUGAGGGUCCUGUGCGCUCACGCCUCUCGUCCACCGAGGCAGUCCAGGGCUCACCCCGCUGCCCCGGCCAUCCCCCCCCCCAAAAAUACAAAAGGAGUGUUAUGUUUUUGUUUUGAGAGGCGUGAGUGUGAAGCGGUGUGGGCCUCCGAUAUGUGGGAGGCAGUUUGCAGUGAGGCGUGUGUUUCUUUUUGAGGGACUCGAUCGGGUUGGGGAGGGUGGUAGAGUUGCAAACUCUUUGUUCACUCGAGGCCUUUGUCACCUGACUGGAGAUGGCAAAAAUAAAACGAAACAAAUGGACAAAAACUGCAAACUA